AAAUUUAGUUUCGUUUUUGUUGUCUUCUAGCGAUGCGGACAAAUUAAGAAGUUGUCGGAUUAUGAGCAUCAAAAUAUAUUUCUAACUUAAGUUAACUGCUCAAAAAUCAAUAAUAGAUGAAUAUUAACGGACAAUUAAGACAAAAAUAUCAUGCCUUAUGAUCGUAUCAGAAGAGAAUAUCCUCUUCAUUUGUGUGUGUGGUUUAAUAAUUACAAAGAACUGGACAAGUAUUUACAAACAUCUGAGAAUGACAUCGAAAAGAAAGAUCCUCGUGGAAGAACACCUUUGAUGCUGGCAGUCACAUUAAACCAUCUAGAAUCGGCUAGAGUUUUACUUAAACAUGGUGCAGAUGUUAUUGUAGAAAAUAAACAGGGAUAUACUGUUGUCCAUGAAGCUGUCAGCACUGAGAAUUCUCAGCUGUUGCAAGAAAUUUUGGAGAAACGGGACUUCCAACGGUACAGCACCAGAGCUAUUGGAAUUCCAGAUUUGCUAUCUAAAAUUCAGAGUACUCCAGAUUUCUAUGUUGAAAUUCGAUGGGAAUUCAUCAGCUGGGUUCCACUCUUAUCCAGAAUGUGCCCUAGUGAUACUUACAAAGUUUAUAAAUGUGGCUCCAGUGUUCGAAUUGAUACAACACUUCUAGGAUUUUAUCACUCAAAAUGGCAGAGGGGUAAUCGGAGCUAUAUUUUUAAGGGUCAUGAUGAUGGUGCUGUUAUCAUGGAAGUGAACCACGAUUCUAAGAAGGUUUUUAUGGAACAGAUGAAAAUACUUCCUCAGCACAUGAUGACAGUCAUGGUUGCCCUCUCACCGUCACCAGAACAAGUAGCUGCUCGUUUCCAAGCACCCAUAGUAGCCACAUAUGUCGACACAGAAAAGAUCCAUUUUGAUAGACUGAAGUCAGGGUUGCUUCAUAGGAAAAGCAGUAAACCGGUGAUAAUAAAUGGCUAUGAAUGUAGGGUUUAUGUUGCCACAAAUGUUGAAUUAGUGACCAAAACACGAACUGAACAUCUAUCAGAAAGUGACAAGAGGAAAUACAAAGCUACAAGAUCAGCUUUUCAAUCUUUCUUAGGUAUUAUGGAAGUGGAUGAACGCACAAACAUGUUAUCAGAAAUACGCUCGCCAAAUCCAAGUUCAAUAACUCCAGAAGAAUACUUUGAUCCUCUCGUUGACCUGAAAGGACGUGACAUUGGCCGUCCUAGAGAAGUUACUACUAAAAUGCAAAAAUUUAAAGGAACUUUAUGGCUGUGUGAAAAUUAUCCAUUAUCUCUUCAAGAGCAGCUGAUACCUAUAAUUGACUUGAUGGCAAUAAGUAACAGACAUUUUGCAAAACUUCGAGACUUUAUACUUCAUCAGCUGCCUGCUGGUUUCCCUAUAAAAAUGGAGGUGCCGCUGUUUCGGGUUCUUCAAGCCAGAGUUACGUUUGGUAAUGUAUUUGCCUUAGAUUCUCCUGUACCUUAUGUUUCACCAUACAAGAUUGAUGGGUGUCUUGCAUGUGAAAUUGACACAGCUUGCUUUGAUGUGCCUGAUAAUUACGUCAAGUUUGGUAACACGCAGGCAAAUCGUUCAGCUGAGAAACCACCAAUGACUGCAGAAAGCCUAGCUGAGAGGAGAGAGGAAAGAAAGCAGAAACUUUUGAUGAAAUAUGGAUAUACAUCACCACCAGCUCCUUGCACAACAGCCACUUCUCCCAUCAGCAUGUAUUCUGGGGGCAGUUUACCAGCUCAACCAUCGACAAGCACAGGUGCCUCUGCUUCUGGGGAAACUUCAAAUCAAACAGAAGGAGGUCGCACUUGGAGGACUGUUGCCAGAAAACUGAAGCUUGCAUUUACGAAACAUUGAUACAGAUUAGACAUUAGAAUUAUUUUUAGAAACUGGUCGUACCAUGAUUUUCUUAAGAUUUCCUGUAUCAGCUAGUCAUACGGCAGUUCUUCCUUUCAUUCCAGCAUUCUCUCUGGCCAUCCAUAUAUCAUAUAGAGGGGUGUGUAUCAUAAUCAUGAGCCAUCUUUUAUAUAUUUAUACAUAUUAUACAUACAUUUAAGCUAUAUACAAAUUUAUUGAUGUCUGUUUUUAACUAUACAUUCUUUAGGAGAUAUUAUGAUCUUUGUAUAAAUUUUUAUGCUUAUUUAUUUUAGUCAUGUACUUAAAUAAACUAUUAUAUACUCUCUGUCAAUAAUUAAUGUGGUGUGUAAGCUAGUGCUUUCGAGCUAUAUUGCUGAAAGUGUAAUAGUGCUUUUGUAAAAAGGAAAAAUGCUAAUUAAUGCCAAUUUUUUUUCCAUGACAAUUACGGAACAGUUGUUUCGACAAAUUUUUUUCCUUUUAAUUAGCUCACUGUUAUUAUUCAGAAGUGAAAAAAAAAUGU
Messenger RNA from Parasteatoda tepidariorum (common house spider), 2356 nucleotides. RefSeq names its product ankyrin repeat domain-containing protein 13B. NCBI's taxonomy places the organism in Eukaryota, Metazoa, Arthropoda, Arachnida, Araneae, Theridiidae. Gene Ontology annotation, cellular component: cytoplasm. The record is from RefSeq and is a predicted model, not a curated record. Gene Ontology annotation, molecular function: protein binding.